Phodopus roborovskii (desert hamster) is the source of this 1240-nucleotide messenger RNA. RefSeq names its product cyclin dependent kinase like 4 (gene Cdkl4). The record is from RefSeq and is a predicted model, not a curated record. The transcript has 10 exons. The coding region runs from base 131 to 1159 and encodes 342 amino acids. Gene Ontology annotation, biological process: protein phosphorylation. NCBI's taxonomy places the organism in Eukaryota, Metazoa, Chordata, Mammalia, Rodentia, Cricetidae. Gene Ontology annotation, molecular function: ATP binding; cyclin-dependent protein serine/threonine kinase activity. Gene Ontology annotation, cellular component: nucleus.
CUGGGGAUGGCCAAGAGCACGGAUGCACCAGUGCAUCUAGAGACCACGAGUGGCCUGGACGAAGGGAAAAGUCAGUGCAUCGCUGUACUUCAAGUCAAUCACUACGCCAACUUAAGUAGCUUUAACUAAAAUGGAAAAGUAUGAAAAACUGGCUAAAAUUGGGGAAGGGUCUUAUGGGGUUGUAUUCAAGUGCAGAAACAAGUCAUCUGGACAAGUGGUAGCAAUAAAAAAAUUUGUGGAAUCCGAAGAUGAUCCAGUUGUUAAGAAAAUAGCGUUGAGAGAAAUACGUAUGCUGAAGCAGUUGAAACACCCAAACCUUGUGAACCUCAUCGAGGUAUUCAGAAGAAAGAGAAAGAUGCAUUUAGUUUUCCAGUACUGUGAUCACACGCUGUUAAAUGAGCUGGAGAGAAACCCGAACGGUGUUCCUGGUGGAGUCAUCAAAAGUGUGUUGUGGCAAACCCUUCAAGCCCUUAACUUCUGCCACAAACAUAAUUGUAUUCAUCGGGAUGUAAAACCUGAAAACAUCCUAAUAACCAAGCAAGGAAUGAUCAAGAUUUGUGACUUUGGAUUCGCACGGAUUCUGAUUCCAGGAGAUGCCUACACAGACUAUGUUGCCACCAGGUGGUACCGAGCCCCUGAACUUCUCGUGGGAGACACGAAGUAUGGUUCCUCUGUGGAUGUGUGGGCUGUCGGCUGUGUUUUUGCAGAGCUCCUGACAGGUCAGCCACUCUGGCCAGGAAAAUCAGAUGUGGACCAACUUUAUUUGAUCAUCAGGACACUGGGGAAACUCAUCCCAAGACAUCAGUCUAUCUUUAAGAGUAACCAGUUUUUCCGUGGCAUCAGCAUACCUGAACCAGAAGACAUGGAGACUCUAGAAGAAAAAUUCUCAAAUGUUCAGCCUGUGGCUUUAAGUUUCAUGAAGGGGUGUCUAAAGAUGAACCCAGAUGACAGACUGACCUGUGCCCAACUGCUGGACAGUGCCUAUUUCGAUUCUUUUCAAGAGGAUCACAUGAAGAGAAAAGCCCGCAUUGACGGAAGAAGCAGAAGACGUCAGCAGAAUCAACUGUUGCCUCUUAUACCUGGAAGCUGCAUCUCCCCCACACCUGAUGGAAGAAAACAAGUCCUCCAGUUAAAAUUUGAUCAUCUCCCUAACAUUUAGGGGACCUGCUCUUCUCAGUGUAUUCAUUUAACAUGUAGAUAUAUUUGGAUAUACAUAACUCAAAUUCUAACCCUAACCCUA